AGGAAGUAGCCUACCUCCGAGGGGUUAUGAGUACUCUCCCUCCUCCCCGCAACUCAUCCCAUGACCCAACAGCACACGCCAUUCACUCGUUCCGUCGCUCGCGUUUGUCAUUCGGGAUGGAGCAACAUGGCGGACGUGAGACAUGAAGUACGGGUUGAAGAGCGUUUAAAAAUAAAAAUCGGUGAAGCAAAAAAUCUCCAGUGUCGUAGUCAUGGUUCAGUUGGUCAACGUGAUGUGUACUGCACAUUGACACUUGAUCAGGAAGAAAUUUUCCGCACUACUACUAUCGAACGAACUCUAAACCCCUUCUUUGGUGAGGAGUUUCAAUUUGAAGUACCAAGAAAAUUUCGCUACCUGUCAGUGUAUGUUUAUGACCGGGACCGUCAUCUGAAACAGGACAAGGUGCUGGGAAAGGUAGCCCUGAAACGUGAGGAACUGAAUAGCUAUCACAAUAAAGAUCAUUGGUUCCUCAUUCGACCCGUUGAUGCAGAUAGUGAAGUUCAGGGUAAAGCACAUAUAGAAGUUAAAAUCGAACCUGUUGUAAAAUCAGUUGACAAUGAGCAGCAGAACAGUAGAGCAGUUGUGAGGCUUAUUGAGUGCAGUGACCUGACAAUAAAAAAUGGAAACUGUGAUCCAUUUGCAACUGUAACUAUGUGCUACUCUAAUGGCAAGCAAGAAACAAAGAAGACAAAAGUUAAGAAAAAAACUGUUUCCCCUCUGUUCGACGAAGUCUUAACAUUUGAACUUCCAGGUUUGCGUGGCCAGAAUCAUGACAGGGAUACAUAUUCAAUUCAGCAAGAAGAUGUUGAAUUCAAUGAACUCCGUGUGAGCCUGUGGCAUGAUGCACCAGGGAUGUCAGACAAUGUAUUUCUUGGAGAAGUUCGCAUACCUCUGAGGGAGCAGCAACAGCAGCAGUUAGCAAGUACAAAUGCAUGGUAUUUCCUGCAGCCCCGAUCUACUAAAAACCGACCAAGUAAAUCUGUUGGCAAUGGUUCAGGCAUGUUGGGAAGUCCAUCCGACAGUCUUGGAUCUCUGAGAUUAAAGAUUCAUUACACAGCUGAUCAUGUGUUUCCUAGUCAUGUGUACAGCCAGCUGCGUUCGUUAAUAUUACAAAGUGUUCAUAUUGAGCCAGUCACAUCGAGUGCAGCAUAUAUACUCGGAGAGAUAGUGUCUUGCAAGUUGGAUGCAGCCCAACCACUCGUGAGAGUGUUUAUGCACCAUGGAGAGAUCGUUCCAAUGAUUCGCGCACUUGCACAGUGGGAGAUUUCUAAAGUCACUGAUGCAAAUACAAUUUUCCGUGGUAACACUUUGGUUUCAAAAAUGAUGGAUGAAGUCAUGAGAUUAGCUGGUCGCCACUACUUACAUAACACGCUUAGACCGGCCAUUGACCUCGUUUUCCAGGAACGCAAACCAUGUGAAAUAGAUUCCAGCCGUUGUAAGGAUCCUAGUAUAAUACAAACAAAUUUAGCUAAUCUUAAGGAGUAUGUUGAAAUUAUAUUUCAAGCCAUCACAUCAUCAGCUCUCCAGUGCCCCACUGUCAUGUGCCAACUAUUCCAUGAUCUCAAAGAGUUAGCAAGUACUCACUUCAAAGAUAAUAAGGAAGUCAAGUAUUCAGUUAUAUCUGGUUUCAUCUUCCUCAGGUUUUUUGCCCCUGCCAUUUUAGGACCGAAGUUGUUCGAUUUAACAACAGAACAAAUAGACUCUCAGACAAAUAGAACUUUAACACUUAUUUCCAAAACAAUACAAAGCCUAGGAAACCUUGUAAGUUCACGGUCUUCCCAGCAAACAUUCAAAGAAGAAUAUAUGGUUGCAGUCCACCGAGAGUUUUAUACAGAAAAACAUAUUGAAGCUGUGAGACAGUUCUUGGAAAUAAUCUCAGCUUCGUCCAACCCAGGUCAUAGAAGUUUAGACUCUCCUGUUGUUCUCAAGGAAGGAGUUAUGAUAAAGCGGGCCCAAGGUCGGAAAAGGUUUGGGCGUAAGAACUUCAAGCAGCGGUAUUUUAGACUGACUACUCAAGAUCUCACAUAUUCAAAAACCAAAGGAAAGGAACCACUUUGUUCUAUUCCACUGGACAAAAUACUGGCCGUAGAACGACUACAGGAAGACUCAUUCAAGAUGAAGAAUAUGUUUCAGAUUGUUCAGCCAGAGAGAGCUUUAUACAUACAGGCAAAUAACUGUGUUGAAGAAAAGGAAUGGAUUGAUAUUUUGACAAAGAUAUGCCAGAGGAACAGCAAUCGACUGAAACGAUACCAUCCCUCUGCCUAUAUCAAUGGAACUUGGCUGUGCUGUAGGUCAUCAAAUGAAUUUGAACCAGGAUGCAAGGAUGUCUCGCCAGGUUCCGAAGCAGGUCUUCAGAUGAAUUUAGAUCCUGACCGAGAAUUACAGAGAAUUCAUUCUUUAUUUAUUACACAUAUGGCUAAAGUGGAAAGUCUGAAAGGUUUCUUUCCAUUCUACAAAACAGAAAGAAAGCACAGGGCGACUGGUGGAAUUAUAAGGGUGGGUGAAAAACCAGUCUCAUGGUGUGGCAGCCAGUCCCCAGACUGCAACAAUGCAGGCAGGUUUCUCCUCACUGGCUCAGCACUUGUUUCAGCACACAAAGAGUCCUGUGAAUGUCAAGCUGUAUAUACUGGUGAUCUGUGUUUCUUGCCAAAUUUUGUUAUUGAAGAUGUCCAGUCAUGCUUCAAGACACUGACGCAAAUCUGUGAAGCUGCUUAUGAAUUGGAACAAGAACAUCGAAAUUAUUUAAGAUCUUUGGCUCGUGAAACUAAGUAUGGGAGCAAGCAAGCACCAAUUGGCGAUGACAACUACCUGUUACUUGCUGCUAGUUUUGGACGUAUGGACAACAGUAUCUUAAGAAAGACUUGCAGUAUACCUAACUGACAAUUACUUCUUUCAUCUUCUGUGAAGUAUGGGAGACUGUUGCUCCAACUAGAGCUUAUUUGGUGCUGUGAAGUUGAUGUUUGAGAAGAUUAAGUGGUAAAAUUACAGAGCUGGCGCAUCAGUGGUAUUUUUUAUUUUUUCAGUUCUUUAAAAAUUAAGCAUGUGAAAUUACAUGCUUAAUAUCAGAAAAGUGUAAUUGUGAGGUUCUGAGAAGACAGAAAUCACAGUGGCAGUGUUCAAAAAGGUAGAGUUGAGAUUAAUGUGUUUUUUUUUCAUAGAAUUUUUUAUUGUACAAUAUGCAUAUGUUCUUGCAUGCAAACAUCCAUAUGCAUAGGAGUGCACAUGGCAAGUGCAAUAAAACAGCCAACUAGAUACUGACUAGAACAUAAAAUUUCUGCUAGAAAUAAAAGUGCAUUUGUGAUAACACAAAAUGGACACCAUGUUACUGCUGUAUAUUUAUAGUUGCAAAAACUGUAAGGUACAAUAAGAAAAGGGCAUUUGUAGGGACUGAUAGAUGAUAUGUUCUCAUUAUGCUGUUGGACAUUUUUAAAUGCAAAGUUUGGUGCUGUUAUAUGAUAAGAAAUCUCAUUUGUAAGAAUAUUGUGUGAUUGGGUAACUGGAAGCAUUUAGUCAUAUUGACAUUGUUCUGUAUCAAUCACUUACUUUUGUUUUAACUCUCAUUCCAUUGUGUAAGACUUGCACACCACACACAACAAAAGUGUUUUACUACUCACUAAUUCAUUGCUUUAUGAAAUGUGACUCAUAAAUUAUUUUAUAAAUUGUAUUGCAUGCAAAGGUUUUCAUUUCUGUAACAAUAGGUGCUAUUAUAAAUAUAUUCCCUGAGUUGUUGACAGCUAAUAUUAUAAUCCACAAAUACUGAUAAUGUUUGAAGAACAGAUCACAAAUUAUUCAUUACAUAACACAAAAUUUUCACAUGCCUCCUUCCAUAGUACUUUCAAGUGCAUUAUUUAUAGAGAACAUUCACCUGAAUAUGGAGAGAUCAUGUCAGUAUUUAAAAAUUCCUAGCACUGUUCUCUCUUACACGUAUGCAUUCCAAAACAAACUUUAAUUAGAUGUGAUUGACUGAUUGUAGUUGGGCAUCACACCCUCAAUAAAUUCCGAGGAGGAUAUGGUCAUUUCCCAAAAGAUUUCAGCUACACUGACAUCAAUGCUGUCUCUCAAAUUUUAUGGAGUUACUGCAAAACUGUCUCUACACUCACAAAUAAGUUACUAUUCUCUUCACACUAACCUCUAUUGAACUGAUAAUGUUCUGAACUUCAGUGUGAGUUUUCCAUUGAAGAGUUUAUUCAUGUAACACCACGUGUACACUCUUGGCACAGAGUAAAUUUGUGCCCAACAAAGGGGGAACAGUCCAACUACAAGCCUUCUUUACUAUUGAGUUUUACUGAAUGGUAACAAAAUCUGUCAUUACCACUUUCGUCGUAUGUUGAUGAUAAUUUCCUGACUUCCAUAGUGAUUCAUAGAAGGAAUACUGUUCUGAACUUAAAUAUAUUAGUUACUUACAUUACCUCAUUAGCUGCUACAGAGUCCUUGAAACAGUUCUCUGACUGGUCAAACACAGAGUGCAACAGUUUAGCUACAAGUAAACAAAAAUUUAUUUUUAAUAUUUAACACAAAUUUGCCAUCUGUUCUUCAGAGAACCCUUAUCAGCUUGAAUGGUACUGUGAAACAGUGCAGCCUCAGUAGAAGAAAGUAAACUAUAUGGUCUACAAGUCAACCACAAUGUUAUUGCUCCUGAGUGAGAGGGCAUUUCAGUCAGCUCAUGAAUUUCCUUUUGCACUUGAAGUCCUCCAGAAUAUGCUCUGCUUUUCUAAUGACCAGACGACUUGUUCUUGAAGCUAUUCAGACUCCACAUUGUAUACAACAGUAAAAAAAAAAAAAGGUUGAUAAUGUGUUUACUACAACGUCACAGUAUAUUUCUGAUAAUGGCCACCACAGGAGGACAAGUACAUAAAUUACACAAAUAAAAAUUGUUAUGUUUGAACUGAUGAGAUUCUAAUGCUGAUAUCGUGUAAUAUUGUAAAUCAUAGCCAUGGCUUGCUUCAGUGGACUUCAUUAACUCCAAAAUUAAUAAUUAAUUUUUACACAUCUCAUACAUUGUGGGACACAAUGAUUGUUUAACAUUCAUGUAUCAUAUAAAAUUGUGACAUUACACUUUAUCAAAUAUGUAAUUAUAAACAACCAAAGUAUCAAUUGAAGGACAUUAUAUUUCCAUUGUUCUGAUUGUGAAAAUUCAAUAGGUAAUUUCUCAUACAUGUGUCACAAGCUCUGAUGCUGCACUGUAUCUAUCUUAAUGUGCUCUCUCUUUUUAAACCAUUGAGGUUCAUGUACUGGCUUCCUCUUUAGAUAUUAAAAGUGUUUAUUGUUUAAAUUAAUGUUUAAUUGAGUGUUGUGUGUGUGUGUGUGUGUGUGUGUGUGUGUGUGUGUGUGUGUGUGUGUGUGUGUGUGUGUGCACGCAAGGGAUAAUCAGUGUUUUCCUAGCUACAUUUAUUAAGUUUAUUUAUUUCACUUUCAUAAGUAGUGUCAGAAGUGUUGUAUAUUAGUUUGUACAGUAUUUUCAUUGACAUGUUGUACUGUGGAGGAAGAUUUAUUUUCCUUACAUCACAAGAGGAAUUUUUUUGUCUCCAGAGAAACCGAUUUCAUAUUUCUGUGUGCCAAAGUGGAACGUGUCAUGUAUUUUCUUAUGCUGACUGAGCAAUUGUUAUCAGAAGCAAAGAAUAACAUUUGCUAUUAGCAAGAAAUGUUCGUUUUAUGUUUGUCAAAUUUUUAAUGACUUUGUACCAAUCUGAAGGCUGUGAAAUUCAACUCACAUUUCUGUGUACUGUUGUGUGUGAAAUUAUUUGUUCUUGUUUUGUAUAGUGUGAUUACCUAUGUAGAAUAGUAAUUACUUUUUAUUUUACAAGACCAUUGUCUUAAGUACAAAUGUUGAGCAGAAAUGCAAAUGUAUUUACAAAUGACUUAUGUACAUUACAAGAAUGAAGUUUGAUUACAAGUGUGUAAGGUAACAAUGUAAUGUAUUGUAAGGUUUUCCCAGUGUUCUCUUUUGUAAAAAAGAAAAAAGCUAACCUGUAAAUUUUUAGCUCUCAUAAUUUUAUACUUUAAUAUAAAGAAAGAUGUUAUGUUUUGUGUUUUUAUACAU
Molecule: messenger RNA, 6040 nt
Organism: Schistocerca gregaria
Lineage: Eukaryota; Metazoa; Arthropoda; Insecta; Orthoptera; Acrididae
Gene: RasGAP1
Product: GTPase-activating protein
Exons: 21
Coding region: 61-2880 (939 amino acids)
Biological process (GO): regulation of GTPase activity; intracellular signal transduction
Source: RefSeq, a predicted model, not a curated record